Molecule: messenger RNA, 1510 nt
Organism: Ricinus communis (castor bean)
Lineage: Eukaryota; Viridiplantae; Streptophyta; Magnoliopsida; Malpighiales; Euphorbiaceae
Product: BAG family molecular chaperone regulator 7
Exons: 3
Coding region: 185-1321 (378 amino acids)
Biological process (GO): protein folding
Cellular component (GO): plasmodesma
Molecular function (GO): protein-folding chaperone binding
Source: RefSeq, a predicted model, not a curated record
CCCUCACCACCCACCUUUUGACUCUGAGAUUCCUCGUUCUGCUCACACACUUGUCUUGUUGCUCACUUUUAGCUUCUUUAUUUUCAAUGAACCCUUAUCACCUUCUCCAUUAUCUCUAAUUGAACAAAAUUACCCUAACGCGUUCCAAUUAGCUCUAAUCCGACUCACUCUCUCUUUAUUCACCAUGAGCCGAUUCAGGAGAAUUGAAAUCUUUGAUCCCUUCUACUAUCCAUCUUUUUUCACUCCAAAGACUCCAGCUUUUCCCUCAUUUACAGUAGAAGAGGAAUUUCACGAUCUCGGUUUCGCUCUUGAUCUCCUUAAACCCAACUCGUACCCUUCUGAACUCUUCGAUCUGAUCCAAGUGGAAAAAACACCCUCAUUUUGCUCCUACAAGAGGAUCAAGCAACGGGCCGGGACUGAGCUGUAUAUACAGACCUUAUGUGACCGAGUUAGCGCUCUUGAGUCGAGGUUCGAUAAGCUGCUCACCUCGAAGAAGAUCAACGGAGGGGAUAGGAAGUACACGUGGACGGCCGAGAUUAAGGGACCAGUAGAGAGGAAGUACAAGUGGACUAGCGAGAUCAAAGAAGGAAAGAAACAUCAAGAAGAUAAGAAGUACAAGUGGAUUGCUGAGAUUAAGGGAAAAGAAGAGGAUCAGCCAAUCACGCGAAAGUACACUUUUGAAGCUUCUACAGGUGAGUCUAGCGGAUCAGAAAAGAAAGAGAAAAAAGAUAAAAGGAAGAAGCAUGGUGGUGUCCGUGUUGUUGAGAUUAAAGAAGAAGACAGUGAUCAUGGUGCUGUUGUUCUUAGACAGGCAUUCGCGAAGAGAGCUGGGGUUGUGAGGGCUAAUAAGGGAAAGAAGAAGGAAUUGGAUCCGGAAGAUGCGGCAUUGUUGAUACAGAUGAGUUUUAGGACUUAUUUAUUGCGUAGAUCAAAGGCUCUUCGUGCGCUUAGAGAGUUGGCCAUUGCUAAGGCCAAGUUAAAAGAGAUUAGAGCUUUGUUUCAUAAUUUCUCCUACCGGAGACAAAUUGCUCGUGAUGCAGAGGAGCGUCAGAGGUUCUCUGAGAAAAUCAUUGUCUUGCUUCUCACUGUUGAUGCCAUUGAGGGAGCUGAUCUGAUGGUGCGAGCUGCAAAAAGGUCAAUGGUGGAUGAGCUGGAGGCAAUGCUUGACGUGGUGGACCCUCAGCCUCCAGGGAAAUCACUUUCAAUGAGAAGACGGACAUUUGAUAUGCCUGAUGGGGUCAUUCAGAAAGAAAUAGCGGAAGGUGUAGCUCAGGUUGUGCAAAUGCUUGAAGAAGAAGAGAAUCUGGAGAGCACUUUUUGAGGCAUGCUAGUAAAAUAUGCAACAGGCUUGAAAUAGUUAACCUGUUGCUUUCCUUUCAUGAGUAGAUUAUUGUGCUCUUUUCGACCUUGUGUUUUCUGUGUUCAAUGAGGAUGUGCUAGCUUGCUGCUGUGUGUUUAACUACUUAGUACUACUGUUCCACUUGAAUAUGCUCACGACAGAGCUUGUUUA